Molecule: messenger RNA, 1341 nt
Organism: Ceraceosorus guamensis
Lineage: Eukaryota; Fungi; Basidiomycota; Exobasidiomycetes; Ceraceosorales; Ceraceosoraceae
Exons: 3
Coding region: 1-1341 (446 amino acids)
Source: RefSeq, a predicted model, not a curated record
AUGUCAAUGCUCCCCUUUACCUCUUUUCACGACGGCGUCUCGUACGGCACCAAGGCUUUGCCAGCAGCUAUAAGCGCGGUGCUGAGCUUCGGCCUCUUUUUGGGUGACUGGAGUAACCAUCUUCAUGCCGAGUGGCGCUUGAAGCGAUCUGCAAGAUUCUUCGCAACGCAUCUCUACUUUGCAGCGCGAUGCUCUGGUCUUGUCGCAUUGAUCUGCCAGGUCGUCUUGACGGCAGGCGUGGGCCAUUACUGCGACUGCUUGGCGGUUUUCAAGACUGGCACAGUCUUCACUUGCAUCGGUGUUGGCUCAGCGUACGCCCUCUUGACACUGAGAUGUGCCGCGCUGUGGCACUUUGAUCGUCGCAUCACCGUGUCGCUUUUCAUCAUCUGCGCACUCGUCUGCUCCACGUACCUGAGCCACAUUGUGGUGCUAUCUGCUUCGCCGUCGCCAUACGCCGAGGAUCUCUGCUUCAUGACGGGGCAGGUCCAGUCGCUGGCAGCAUCGUACAUCGGAGCAGCCCUCUUCGACACUCUUCUUGCGGUGCUUACUGUUCUGCCCUUGAUGAGGUCGCCAGACAGCCUCGUGCGCUCCGACAUUGGACGCCGAGUUGUUCGCGGCACGGCUGCAUACUAUUCGAUGGUCAUCCUGCUCUCCAUCUCGUGCGGCGCGUUGCUCCUUUCGCAGCAAGCGCCUCACAUAUCCAGCAUCCUGACUCCGAUCCACGCUUCGAUCACCCUCUCGAUGGCUUGUCGAGUGCAUCUCUACUUGAGAGAUUUGGCCGACAAGCGGCAGCACCCAGCUUCACCUCGUCGCAUCGAGGUCAAGAAGCUGGACGGAAUGAUGAGCGCAGUCGAGGGAUUGAGCCCGCAACCCAGUCCGGUCAAGUCGCGCAAAUCGAGCCUCCGAGCGCCCAUUGCCGUCGCCGUCCUGCGCAGACUGUCCAGACACGGUGCUGCCGACUUAGAGCGAGCGACUCACACUCUCGCUCCUCACAUUCUCGCUCCUCUCACUCUCGCUCCUCACAUUGGAUCGUGGGAGAAGCGCACGUGGGCGAUGCGGUCGGACAGCGUCAUGGAUGCUCCAGCGCGUCGAUCCAGCCACGCUUUCGAUCCGCACCUGGACUUGCCGUUUGCCGCCUAUCCGGCACAAGUGGUCAACACUCGGGAGUGCUACAGCGAGAUGCGCGCCUCCUAUCGUGCCAUGUCGUGCGGGGAGAGCGCUCGCCGAGCGAGCAUCGAUGCGCAUCCCAUCAGGAUGCAGUCCGAGUCGUGCUCGAUGGUCAGCCCAAUAGACGGGCACGCCAUCGCUUCACUCGAUGUCAAAUCACGUGCCAGUCUGUGA